This is a messenger RNA of Penicillium paradoxum, 1440 nucleotides long. RefSeq lists its product as uncharacterized. The record is from RefSeq and is a predicted model, not a curated record. NCBI's taxonomy places the organism in Eukaryota, Fungi, Ascomycota, Eurotiomycetes, Eurotiales, Aspergillaceae. The annotation marks the transcript as partial. The transcript is spliced from 4 exons.
AGGAAUUCGCGACACCAGAAUGCUGGCGGAUCGCGCAAAGCCGGCCGAGCAAGACCUCACGACCACCUGCAGCUGCGCGCGGAAAUUUCUAAUCCCCCAUUGUUGCUCGCUCAAAGAAUCAACUUUGACAACAAGUAUGGGGGCUUAGCGGCAGCUAAUUCCCCUUACCCUAUCGUUCUUCGACCGAGAGUGUCUCGUUUAUCUCCCAAACUCGAUGCUAGUUCUUCUCAUAGGAAAGCAGUGGCCGUGGUCAGUCAUGUCAUAUGCAUACCCAAAGAUCGCGGUAUGAGUGCCAAUGCCCAUGAGCAUGCUGCUGGCAAGCACUACCGGGAAGAUUCAUCGCCUGAGGUGGACGUCCUUGGUGGAUGCUCUUUGAGUGAUGAACCUGGCAAGUUGAAUGGACGAAUGCACUAUGGUCGGGCACUAUCGAGCCCUCACCAUGCUCUGAAGAACAAUGUGAUGAAGUCACCUCAGAAAUUGGAGGCUAUGUUCAUAAAAUUGUGGCUUAUGUUGGAUUAUGAGAAUAGGGUUGGUAACGUAGAAGUGUACUUCUUCACCCCAGCGGCUAUCUUUCUCGCAUCACCCGCCGCGACACUCAACGCGGAUAUAUGUAAGUUCUUUUCAGCAGAGACUCGGAAGACCAAAAAUGCUGGCUGUCUUACCCUGUUUGAGUUGUAUCGAAUGAGCAAGCAAAGUGCCUCUCGCUUUUGGGGCGGCGAAUAUCCCUGGUCUGCCCGAUUAGAUGAGAUGGAGAACCUUCCUAGGCUGUCACUUCACCACCGGAGCCAUGCCAUGCAGUUCAAAAUUGCCGAGCUCUUGAAAUGGAAUGUGUCAGCUGAGGUAGUUUCAAACGAGCAUACCCAGUUCCAGCAGAUCAUCGAUGAGAUCAACACAAUAAUCGUGAUUGAGGAGUACGACACGCCGCUGAAUGCUGCGAAAGGGUCACCAUCCUGCGAGCUGGGAAGCGAUGGACGUCGUGUGUUCCAGAUGAUUCACUGGGCCUCCAUAAUUUUCCACCGCACGAUAGUCUUUUUCCAUCUCUGCUUCCAAGAUAUUCUCAACGACCAGCCGACAUUCCGCGUUCGAGGUACUCUUUUGUCCCUUCCAGGCGCCGCAUCCCAUGUUCUAGAACUCAGCCUCAAGUUCCACCACACUCAACCCCGUCUGAUGGUACGGAUUACGUGGCCCUUAUUCUCAGCUGGAAUCGCGACAUCUGACGAAAUCUACAAGGAUUGGGUAUCCAUACAACUAAGACAACUUGGUAGAUACGGGCAGAUAUUCAGCCAUAUUGGCAGGCGUUUUGACGAGAUCAUACAAGGCAGUUAUACAUACAUUCAUGGACCAGACUCUCAUUUCCUCGAUAACUCAGGAGGGGAAGUGCAAGCUUUUCCCUUACACUAUGUAUCUACGGCACAAGAACAUGAGUUUUCAGUAGCGUAA